Messenger RNA from Puma concolor (puma), 1740 nucleotides. It is a transcript of the gene BAG3, whose product is annotated as BAG cochaperone 3. Gene Ontology annotation, cellular component: nucleus; cytoplasm; cytosol. NCBI's taxonomy places the organism in Eukaryota, Metazoa, Chordata, Mammalia, Carnivora, Felidae. Gene Ontology annotation, biological process: negative regulation of striated muscle cell apoptotic process; protein stabilization; muscle cell cellular homeostasis. Gene Ontology annotation, molecular function: protein-folding chaperone binding; adenyl-nucleotide exchange factor activity. The record is from RefSeq and is a predicted model, not a curated record.
AUGAGCGCUGCCACCCACUCGCCCAUGGUGCAGAUGGCGUCCGGCAGCGGCGCCGGCGACCGCGACCCCCUGCCCCCCGGCUGGGAAAUCAAGAUCGAUCCACAGACCGGCUGGCCCUUCUUCGUGGACCACAACAGCCGCACCACGACGUGGAACGACCCGCGCGUGCCCCCCGAGGGCCCCAAGGAAACACCGUCUUCUGCCAACGGCCCUUCCCAGGAGGGCUCCAAGCUGCUGCCCACGAGGGAAGGCCACGCUGUGUACCCCCAGCUCCGACCAGGCUACAUUGCCAUUCCUGUCCACCACGAGGGUGUGGACAGCCGGCAGCCGCGCCCUUCCUUUGUCUGUUCCCAGCCCGGCACACAGCGAUUCCGAACUGAGGCGGCCACAGAGGCUCCUCAGAGGUCCCAGUCACCUCUGCGGGGUGUGGUGGAAGCCACCCAGCCAGAUAAACAGUGUGGACAGGCGGUGGCAGCAGCUGCGGCGACCCAGCCCCCAGGCUCCCACAGACCUGAGCGAUCUCAGUCUCCAGCUGCUUCGGACUGCUCGUCCUCGUCCUCCUCGGCCAGCCUGCCCUCCUCCUCCAGCAGGAGCGGCCUGGGCAGCCACCAGCUCCCCCGGGGCUACAUCCCCAUCCCCGUGAUACACGAGCAGAAUGUCACCCGGCCGGCAGCCCAGCCUUCCUUCCACCAAGCCCAGAAGACCCACUACCCAGCGCAGCAGGGUGAAUACCAGACCUACCAGCCCAUGUACCACAGGGCCCCGGGGGAUGACUGGGAGCCGCGGCCCAUGCCGGCAGCGUCCCCGUUUCGGUCUCCCGUCCGGGGUGCAUCCAGCCGGGAGGGCUCCCCGGCCAGAAGCGGCACACCUGUGCACUCCCCUUCGCCUCACCGUGUACACACCAUGGUCGACAGGCCUCAGCAGCCCAUGACUCAUCGAGAAUCUUCACCUGUUCCCCAACCUGAAAACAAACCCGAAAGCAAGCCAGGCCCAGUUGGACCAGAUCUCCUUCCUGGACACGUCCCGAUUCAGGUGAUCCGCAAGGAGGCAGAUUCCCAACCUGUUUCCCAGAAGCCCCCACCCGCCUCUGAGAGGGUGGAAGUAAAGGUUCCCGCUGCUCCGGUUCCCCAUCCUCCCAGCCCCGCCCCUUCUGCUGUCCCCUCGUCCCCCAAGAAUGUGGCUGCAGAAGAGAGGGCAGCCCCCAGCCCCGCCCCUGCAGAGGCUGCACAUCCCAAGUCAGGAGAAGCUGAGGCGCCCCCAAAACAUCCAGGCGUGCUGAAAGUGGAAGCCAUCCUGCAGAACGUGCAAGGGCUGGAGCAGGCCGUGGACAACUUUGAAGGCAAGAAGACAGACAAAAAGUACCUAAUGAUCGAAGAGUAUUUGACCAAAGAGCUACUGGCCCUGGAUUCAGUAGACCCUGAAGGACGAGCUGAUGUCCGUCAGGCCAGGAGAGAUGGUGUCAGGAAGGUUCAGACCAUCCUGGAAAAACUUGAACAGAAAGCGAUAGAUGUCCCAGGUCAAGUCCAGGUUUAUGAACUCCAGCCUAGCUCCCUUGAAUCCGAUCGGCCGCUGCAGGAAAUCAUGGAGAUGGGUGCCACGGCCACAGACAAGAGUAAGAAAAGUGCGGGAAACGGAGAAGAUCCCAAAACUGAAACCCAGCAGCCGCCAGAAGCCAAAGAAGCAGCGACGGCAAACCCCGGCAGCACGACGGACACAGCUGGUAACGUGGCGGCACCGUAG